AUGGACCAGAAGGGGAUCCAGUUACUCUCAGUCAUUCUCAUUUUAGGGCUCAGUGCACUGACUGAAGGAGCAGAAGCCCCAGCUCCAUGCCGAUGUAAUGUGGAUCCAAAAACCAGAGUCAACUGCGGGCCUCCAGGAAUCACUGCUGAGCAAUGCGAGAAUGCAGGAUGCUGCUUCAGUUCAGAAGUUCCUGGCGUCCCCUGGUGCUUCGCUCCUCUCGCAAGAAAAUAUAAAAAGGUCUGCCCAGCAGAGGUAAAACUCAGACAGAACUGUGGUUACCCCGGCAUCUCAGCUGAAGUAUGUGAGGCAAGAGGAUGUUGUUUUGAGUCAAGACCCCCUGCUGUCCCCUGGUGCUUUUUUCCUCAUCUGGUGGAAGAAGCUUGUUAAAGAGACCGUGCACCAGGAACUUUCACCAGGAACCUCUCUGUCAGUGGAUCUACUCACGCAGGAAAAUAAUAGAAAGCCCUCACCUCUUACACUUUGCACUCUGAAAUCAUUCUGAUUUCCAGAUCAUUUUUGCCUUGCAUUUACUCCUUUUCCAAUGACCCAAUUAAUCACAGCUUUUAUUCUUUCCAGUCAGUUGGUACCGGGCAGCUGUCCAAAGCAAUAAA
Messenger RNA from Mauremys reevesii (Reeves's turtle), 611 nucleotides. RefSeq names its product trefoil factor 2-like. The record is from RefSeq and is a predicted model, not a curated record. The transcript has 4 exons. Gene Ontology annotation, biological process: maintenance of gastrointestinal epithelium. Bases 1 to 387 code for a protein of 128 amino acids. Lineage: Eukaryota; Metazoa; Chordata; Testudines; Geoemydidae.